Messenger RNA from Aspergillus viridinutans, 978 nucleotides. RefSeq lists its product as uncharacterized. The transcript has 6 exons. Bases 1 to 978 code for a protein of 325 amino acids. NCBI's taxonomy places the organism in Eukaryota, Fungi, Ascomycota, Eurotiomycetes, Eurotiales, Aspergillaceae. The record is from RefSeq and is a predicted model, not a curated record.
AUGGCUGAAUAUCAUUUGCUCCUUGCCGGUGCUACGGGAUAUAUACAUAUCUGGGAGGACAAAGCCGACGCACUCAAGCAACUGGGCGUUCAGCCCAUUGUAGUCCCGGAUUACAACAAUUUGGAGAUAGUCCGGGAGGCAGCCAGCGGAAAUGACAUCGUCAUCAACGCUGGGUUCGGAUUCCAUCCCGGGUUUGGAAAGGCUCUAGUGGAAGGGUUAGGAGAGAGAAAGAAGGCAACGGGGAAGGAUACUUAUAUAAUCCAUACAUCCGGAGUCUCUAAUAUCGCGGACUUGCCUCUCAGCGGUAGAUUCACCGACACGCAAAUCUUCAGCGACAAGGAUGACAUCUACGCGCACGAGGAAGGCCGAGAAUCGCAGGUGCCGAACGCGCAGCGUACGACCGAGCUGACUAUCAUCAAUACUGCGGAGGCUCUCAAUGUGAGAGCAUACAUCGUAUUCAAUCCCAUCAUUUAUGGCAUUGGGUUGGGGAACUUUAACAAGUUCUCGUUCCAGAUUCCGCUUCUCAUCAGGAAGUCGCUUGCUCACAAGCAGGCUAUUGUGGUGGGUAAGGGAGACGGGAUUUGGGGACACGUCCAUAUUGAAGAUUUGGUGGACCUGUAUCUCCUUAUUCUGGAGAAGAUAGUCGUUUCAAAAACGACGGAAAUCCCAGUGAACAGGAAUGGGAUCUACUGUUCCGAGACGGGAGAGACCACGUUCCUCGAUAUCUCGAGAGAGAUUGGAAAGGAGGGAAAGGCUCUUGGUGUCUUUGAGACGGAUGAGGUGAGGAGUCUGUCGUUGCAAGACGCAGCUGAGGCAAUCGGUUUCAACGAGGCUGUUGUGGAAUUGGCUUUUGCAUCCAAUGCUCGAACCAAGUCGGACCGUGCUCGCGAACUGUUUAGCUGGAAGCCCAAGAGGACAGUUGAGGAUUUCAAAAAGAGUAUCUAUGAGGAGUUCAAGGUCCUUUAUCAGGGCAACUGA